CAAAGCUGGACUAGACGUCACUGAAGUCUCGCCUCGCCCUUUUUUGGAUUCUUCUCCGCCAGUAUUCCAACCUACAGAAUCCUUAACAGGGAUAUACGUUGUACAGCGUAACUGCUUUUCUCAUAAAACAGAUACUCGUAUUUUUCAUUCUUCAUUGACUCGCUGUUUUUUCCCCGUCUCUACACGCAAGUUCAUUCUGUUUUUAUAGACAACAGAGGUUUGGGUUGGUUCUAUUCUAAAUCAUCAAGAAACAGAAAAAUAGACCCGAUUGAGAAAACAGGAAAAUGGAGUCACAAACCAUGGAUCAAUUGAAGAAGGAGCUACCAGUGGAGCAGGAGACCCUUGUGCUUUCUGAUGACGUUAAUACUGGUCUUGUCCUUGUUGAUAUAGUCAAUGGCUUCUGCACUGUUGGCGCUGGAAAUUUGGCUCCAGUUGCACCUGAUAAACAAAUUUCUGGGAUGGUUGAUGAGUCAGUUAGGCUUGCUAAAAUGUUCUGUGAAAAGAAAUGGCCUAUAUAUGCUUUACUUGAUUCUCAUCAUCCCGAUAUCCCUGAGCAUCCUUACCCUCCUCAUUGCAUUGCAGGGAGUGAUGAAUCCAAACUGGUUCCUGCUCUACAGUGGUUAGAAGAUGAACCUAAUGUGACAUUAAGGUGCAAGGAUUGCCUUGAUGGCUUUCUUGGUUCAAUUGAUAAAGAUGGUUCAAAUGUCUUUGUGGAUUGGGUGAAAACCAACCAGAUCAAAGUUAUUUUGGUUGUAGGGAUAUGCACAGACAUAUGUGUGCUUGAUUUUGUUUGCUCUGCACUUUCUGCGAGAACUCGAAGAAUCCUUACCCCAUUGGAAGAUGUUAUUGUAUAUUCCCCUGCCUGUGCUACUUUUGACCUUCCACUCCAUGUUGCCCAAAACAUCAAAGGUGCUUUAGCUCAUCCUCAGGAGCUGAUGCAUCACGUUGGCCUUUACAUGGCUAAAGGAAGGGGAGCCAAGGUAGCAUCGGAAGUUUUGUUUGAUAUACCAGUAGAGAUAUGAUCUAUCUCAUGGAGGAUCCUGUGUAUUGUCAAUGUGAUAAAGGCUUCUAGUGCGUCUAGCUGUUUAUCUUUGGGUUGAAAAACAGAAAUGACCUGCAAAUGUUAGAGGUCUAGUGCUAUGACUGAUCACUGUACAUUGAAGUUCGUAGUUCUAUAUUAAAGAUCUUUGAUUAGAUUUCAUGGUA
Messenger RNA from Coffea eugenioides, 1206 nucleotides. Its product is annotated as nicotinamidase 1. Gene Ontology annotation, molecular function: nicotinamidase activity. The coding region runs from base 285 to 1022 and encodes 245 amino acids. Gene Ontology annotation, biological process: pyridine nucleotide salvage. The record is from RefSeq and is a predicted model, not a curated record. Lineage: Eukaryota; Viridiplantae; Streptophyta; Magnoliopsida; Gentianales; Rubiaceae. The transcript is spliced from 5 exons.